AUGCAGGACGACGACGUACCCAAGGCAGUGGACUGGCGACAGCGCGGGUGCGUGAGCUAUGUGAAAGAUCAAGGUGACUGCGGGUCUUGCUGGGCAUUUUCCGCCACUGGUGCAAUAGAGGGAGCAUACUGUGCCAAAACAGGGGAGCUUCUCAACUUGAGUCAGCAGCAACUUAUUGACUGUUCGCGCUUUUUGGGAAAUCAGGGGUGCAACGGCGGGUCAAUGGAGGACGCCUUUGAGUACGUGAUUGAGAACCGGGGCAUUUGUUCUGCAGAGAGCUACCCCUAUAUGAUGAAGGAUGGCAUUUGCCAAGCCUCCCGGUGUACACCUGUGGCAUCGAUUGUGGGUUACAGGAAUGUGCCACGUGAAAACGAGAAAAGCAUGAUGGUUGCACUGGCUCUACGAAGCCCCGUGAGUGUUGCUAUUCAAGCAAAUCAAGCAGCGUUCCAAUUCUACUAUGACGGGGUGUUCGACGCUCCAUGCGGCACUGACCUGGAUCACGGAGUUCUGCUUGUGGG
Messenger RNA from Physeter macrocephalus (sperm whale), 518 nucleotides. RefSeq names its product procathepsin L-like. Gene Ontology annotation, cellular component: lysosome. The transcript has a single exon. Gene Ontology annotation, molecular function: cysteine-type endopeptidase activity. Lineage: Eukaryota; Metazoa; Chordata; Mammalia; Artiodactyla; Physeteridae. The record is from RefSeq and is a predicted model, not a curated record. The annotation marks the transcript as partial.